Molecule: messenger RNA, 3358 nt
Organism: Salvelinus fontinalis (brook trout)
Lineage: Eukaryota; Metazoa; Chordata; Actinopteri; Salmoniformes; Salmonidae
Product: actin filament-associated protein 1-like 1
Cellular component (GO): cytosol
Molecular function (GO): SH3 domain binding
Source: RefSeq, a predicted model, not a curated record
UCGCCAAUCAAUAUGGCCUCUAUGGGAAAACACGAGCGGAGGAGGACGCUAAACACUACUUGAAAGAGAAAGAAGAGCUGGAGAGAGAGAGGGAUGGAAUACGGAACACUCUGCUGACACUGAGACAAGCGAGGAGAGAGGUGAAGGAGAGGUUGAAGACUGCUUCAGAGGAGCAGAGGGGCUCCCUGAGUGAGCGUGUGUCCCAGCUAGAGGAGGCUUGCCGUGGGAAGGAGAGUGAGAGGGUGGACCUGGAGCUCCGUCUCACCCAGGUUAAAGAGAACCUGCAGAAGAGUCUAGCAGGAGGAGCUCUGGGGGCACCUGGGGAGAGCAAACCCUCCAGCAAGGUCUAUAGCACACCCUACUGCUCUGGAUCUAUACCAGUCAGCUGUAAGAAACCUCCUAUCUACUCUUCCUCUAAAGGAACAGUCAUGCAGAAAGCCAAGGAAUGGGAGUCGAAGAAAUGCGCUUAGGGCAUAAGGAUGUUAAAGCAAGACUGGAGAUGACUGGAGGCAUAUCAGAGAGAGGAUGUGUUGUUUAGAUUGUUGUAGAGAAAUGGACGAAAUGGACAGGUAUUCAGGACAUUGAGCCAGUGUACAGAAAGGAUAUGAAUUUACCUUGAUAAACGACAGAGAAAGGGACAUUGAGAGAUCUAAGAAUGUUCCAUAGAACUGAAUGGACAUGGAAGGAAAACUCCGUGAUUUACUGUACGUGAUGGGCUUUAAAGGGAUACUUCCAGAUUUUGGCAGUUUAGCCCAUUCCUAGCUCCAUGCUACUGUAACUUCACCUGAAGACUUCCAGUCAUUUCACUAAAUUUAGUUAACAAGGGCUCCAGAACCUUCCUUCAACUUCCUUCAAACUACACACAGAGACAUAAAAAUGGUAUCCAUGAGUUCAUCUGACUGGGUAAUUUGAUAAAAGGGCUUCCACUUUUACUGCAGUGGGCUAAAUCAGGGUCACACAGAGUGUUUCUAUACACCUCACACACAUGGUUAAGGGCUUAAAAAAAGAAGAGAUCUGUACCAUGUCAGAUACAGACUUCAAAUGUAUUCAAUGUUGAGUUUGCUUCCCAGUAUUACACUUUGUAUACAUAACAGAAGACUAAAAUAUAACAAAACUGUUUGACAUAGAAACAAUGGAUUUUUAAAAAUAAUCUUUGUUAAAGCAAGAUUAGAGAUUCCACCCAUGAAAAAAGCAAGAAAGAUAUAAUUAACAUUCCACCCAUGAGUCCAAAUAGAGAUCUUUUGUUAGUUGACUGCAGGAAAGAGCUACUUGUCAAAAUUGCAGUUGUUUUUUUAAAACGUACUUUUCUCCCUUUGUCGCGGGAAGCAGGGGUUAGGGGGCACUGAUAGUGCUGCAGCACCUGCUGAAAAAUCUGAAUCUUUUUUUAUUAGUAUUCUAUUGUGUAAGUAGUUCACUGGGCCUUUACUAGUCCUGUCGUAGCGUAACAGUAUAGCCGUCUGUUUUGUAUAUAGUAGGAUUAUUUUCACACUGCACAACGGUCCUUUUCCCCUCACAUUAUGAAUGACUAUAAACAAUACAAUGACUAACAAAAUGGUGCUAAUAAUAGAUGUAACUGUAAAUAUUAUCUGAACAAUGGACACCAGGUGCCAAUACCCAUCUACAGGAAUUCACACCGCUGAUCAUUUCUAAAACUCAUCAAAUACAGUGCCUUCGGAGAGUAUUCAGACCCCUUUACUUUUUCCACAUUUUGUUACGUUACAUCCUUAUUCUAAAAUAUAUAUAUAUUUUAAAUCCUCAAUCUACACGCAAUACCCUAUAAUGACAUAGCAAUAACAGGUUUUUAGACAUUUUUGCUAAUUUAUAAAAAAUAAAAUAAAAACUGACAUCACAUUUACAUAAGUAUUCAGACCCUUUACUUUGUUGAAGCACCUUUGGCAGUGAUUACAGCCUGAGUCUUCUUGGGUAUGACACUACAAGCUUGGCACACCUGUAUUUGGGGAGUUUCUCCCAUUCUUCUCUGCAGAUCCUCUCAAGCUCUGUCAGGUUGGAUGGGGAGCGUUGCUGUACAGAUAUUUUCAGGUCUCUCCAGAGAUGUAAGGAUCUCUCUGUACUUUUCUCCUUUCGUCUUCGCCUCGAUCCUGACGAGUCUCCCAGUCCCUGCCGCUGAAAAACAUCCCCACAGCAUGAUGCUGACACCACCAUGCUUCACCGUAGGGAUGGUGCCAGGUUUCCUCCAGACGUGACGCUUGACAUUCAGGCCAAAGAGUUAAAUCUUGGUUUCAUCAGACCAGAGAAUCUUGUUUCUCAUGGUCUGAGAGUCUUCAGGUGCCUUUUGGCAAACUCCAAGAGGGCUGUCAUGUGCCUUUUAGUGAGGUGUGGCUUCCGCUGGCCACUCUACUGUAAAGGCCUGAUUGGUGAAGUGCUGCAGAGAUGGUAGUUCUUCUGGAAGGUUCUUCCAUCUCCACAGAGGAACUCUGGAGCUCUGUCAGAGUGACCAUCAGGUUCUUGGUCACCUCCCUGACCAAGGCCCUUCUCCCCCGAUUUCUCAGCUCUAGGAAGAGUCUUGGUGGUUGCGGACAUCUUCCAUUUAAGAAUGAUGGAGGCCACUGUGUUCUUAGGGACCCCCAAUGCUGCAGCCAUUUUUUGGUACCCUUCCCCAGAUCUGUGCCUCGACACAAUCUUGUCUCGGAGGUCUACGGACAAUUCCUUUGACCUCAUGGCUUGGUUUUCGCUCUGACGUGCACUGUCAACUGUGGGACCUUAUAUAGACAGGUGUGUGCAUUUCCAAAUCAUGUCCAUUCAUUUGAAUUUAGCACUGGUGGACUCCAAGUUGUAGAAACAUCUCAAGGAUGAUCAGUGGAAACAAUAGGCACCUGAGCUCUGUUUCGAGUCUCAUAGCAUAGGGGCUGAAUACUUAUGUAAAUAAGGUAUUUUUGUUUUUUAUUUGUUUAUUUGUUUUCACUUUGUCAUUAUGGGGUAUUGUGUGCAUAUUGCCGAGGACUUUUUUUUAAUGAAUCAAUUUUAGAAUAAGGCUGUAACGUAACACAAUGUGGAAAAAGGGAAGGGGUCUGAAUGCUUUCCUCAGCCACUGUACCCAGGUCAUGUAUUUUAACACAAGCAGACCCUCAUUUGUGAGUGAUGUUUGCACUUUACUGAUUUACUACCUGGAGGUGGUUUAUGGGUUGUGAUAAAUACAUUAAUAAAGUUCUCAGAAGACCAAAACUCCCAUGUUUGCGUGUGUGUUUGUCUGCGUGCGUGCGUGCGUGCGUGCGUGCGUGUGUGUCAGGUGGGCUAUUCACAGCUCUCCAGACGCAGGGUAAACACCUGUCUGUCCAUUGGGUACUUGAUCAGGUCCACGUUACACAGGGUUGAAAUAAAGGAUUGAGAUCAUAGUGAA